AUGGCGUUGUCCGUGACAGAUCAGGCACAUUGACUUUACUGAGCUGCGCUGUUCUCCUCCUCCUUAUUCUGACCUCUGGUGGGUUUUAUUGGUGAAUGAAGUCAACGGAUAUUUUCAUACCUUGGAAUCUGUUGAUUUGAGUCGCUGAUUAUGUCUCUUCACAGACUGGCCCUCAGGCUGCGACCAACGGUGAAACAUGCCAGGUGCCUUCAUACCAGUGGAUCCAUCCAGCAGCAGGAGGCUGUGGCUGCGGAGCCAGAACCAGAGUCUCUCUCAGUCUUCAGGACACAAGAGAAAGACCCGGCUUGCCACUCAGAGAAACACAUCGGACACUUCUACACGCUGCCUCCUGCGCACGUCCGGCCCCUGUUUCCAAACAGCCUCCCAUGGCGCUAUCAACAACAGACAAAGACGUUCAAUGAGACCUGCAUCAUGGUGCGGCAGCCAGCCCUGGAGGUCAUCUCUUACUUGAAAAAAGCCGACUACAGCCAACCUGCAGUGAGAUACCUGUUCUAUGGAUUGAGGGGGAGUGGAAAAACAAUGUCUCUUUGUCACGCGCUCCAUUACUGUUACGCACAGGGAUGGCUGGUGCUUCACGUCCCUGAUGCCCACCAGUGGGUGAAGAACUGUAAGGAGCUGCUGCCUUCAUCCUAUAGUUCAUCUCGCUUUGACCAGCCGCUGCAGGCCACCACGUGGUUACGCAACUUCAAAGUCACCAAUGAACCUUUUCUUUCAAAGAUUAAAACAAAGGAGCGAUAUAUGUGGACAAAAAGGGAAUCCACCGAGGCGGGGAGUCCACUUGGAGAGCUGGUGGAUCAGGGCAUAUCUCGAGUGAAGAGCAGCAGCGAUGUGGUGGGGGCAGUGAUGAAGGAACUCAGGCUCCAAAGCGGUCAACAGGGAGCUGGCUUCCAUCUGGUGGUGGCGGUGGACGGUGUGAAUGCCCUGUGGGGAAGAUCCACCAUCAAGAAGGAGGACAAGACAGCUGUGGAUCCGGAGGAGCUGACUUUAGUUUAUAAUCUAAGAAAGCUGAUGAGGAAUGACUGGAGCGGAGGCGCCAUCAUUACCACUCUGUCUCAGACGGGCUCUCUCUAUGCUCCAAAAUCUGCCUACUUGCCUCAAGAGCUGCUUGGAGAGAGGGGCUUUGACAGCAUGGAUGCGUUCGUCCCUGUAUCAGUGCCCAACUACAGUGAGAAGGAGUUCGAGAGCUGUUACCUUUACUACAUGGAUCGCAACUGGCUGCAGCAUCCACUCAGUCGAACAGAAGAAGGGAAGAAGGAACUCAUAUUCUUGAGUAACAGGAAUCCAUCUGUGUUGGAAAGACUUUGUGGCUUUUUGUGAAGUCACAGAACCUUUAUUGCAACAGUAUAGAAAUAUACAAGCAAAUAUCCAUGUGUGUAAUGUGAAUCAUGCUAUAAAUUAUAUUACUCUGUUGCUUUGUUAAUAAAACACUGUUAAAAACUGUUUGUU
This is a messenger RNA of Cyprinodon variegatus (sheepshead minnow), 1467 nucleotides long. It is a transcript of the gene dap3, whose product is annotated as death associated protein 3. The transcript has 13 exons. The record is from RefSeq and is a predicted model, not a curated record. Gene Ontology annotation, biological process: apoptotic process. Gene Ontology annotation, molecular function: structural constituent of ribosome. Gene Ontology annotation, cellular component: mitochondrial ribosome; mitochondrial small ribosomal subunit. The coding region runs from base 151 to 1338 and encodes 395 amino acids. NCBI's taxonomy places the organism in Eukaryota, Metazoa, Chordata, Actinopteri, Cyprinodontiformes, Cyprinodontidae.